Molecule: messenger RNA, 1247 nt
Organism: Aspergillus pseudotamarii
Lineage: Eukaryota; Fungi; Ascomycota; Eurotiomycetes; Eurotiales; Aspergillaceae
Exons: 2
Coding region: 301-1209 (302 amino acids)
Source: RefSeq, a predicted model, not a curated record
CUCUCAUCUCCCCUCCACAUUGCAUCGUUUACAGAAAAGUAAUCGUGCACAUUUGGCACAGCAACCAUUCACCCUUACUAGCACAGAAGUUAUCCUGUUGCUAUCCAGGGUCCCAGCAACAGGAUAUUUUAUUGUGUUUCUAGUAUGCUUCAUGGAAGUCAUCCGUGUUUACCUGCUCUGCUUUCACUCAUACUCAAUGCAUACUAAUUUAUUAAUUCUACCCACUCACUAAUAUUUUUCCUUGGUAACUGCGCCCUUUUCAUUUCUAUUAUCCUCAACUCUCCUUGUCAAUCAACAGCCAUGGCGUCCUCCUGGCUUCCAUCCCCCUGGAGAAUUCAUCGAGAAAGAAGAGUCGACCCAGAAAGGACAGUCGACGAGCUGGUGCGCAAAUACUACACGAUCGAUCAACAAAGCACCAAUGAUAUCCUCCGUGAAAUCCUCGGAAGCCCGGAACAGGCAUCGCUUCUCUUCAACGCGCUUCGACGCCAGGUCUCUUUGAUCAAGUGCCGCUCACAGGCUUUCGAGGAUGGUCAGAUAACCACCUACGACCGGGCCCUACUGAAGCUCAGCAGAAAUGGAGAAAACUUGACUGACACCGGUGCACUUGAGCUUUAUCUAACUGAAUUUCUCGGCAUUGUUCCUAUCUCGCCUGCAUCUCAGAGUAGAGCUAUACUAGCUAAACAGCUCGAGCUGGAAAAUGUACUGAGCAGAGCUUCCACCCAUGGUUCUACGCCAGAGAUAGUUAUCGGCCAUAAGGAGCAGCCUGAGACAUUGUUUGUUGACCAGGCACCUCUUAACCCUGAACAUGAACCCAGGGAUCACAACGAUCAUCACUACGUGGAACAGAUCGAGUUGAAGACCAAUUCGACAAGACACGCACAGCAAGUUUUCGACCGAGUUGAUAGGCUUUUGGAGGUUUACCACCGCGCCAAGGAUGAGUACUACAAAGCUUUGCAAACGGAGGGGUUUGUUGGCAUCGAGACAGUUCGUUUUCUUCGAGACACGGCCGAAAAUAUUCUUCGCUAUCUUCAUGCGAACGGACUGUCAGACCAUACCUCUAUCCCGGAUGUAGAGCAGGUCUUCCUGAUUGCCAGGGAUAAGGCGACACAGCUUACAGGUGGUCGAAAGAGGCAUUUCGACGAAGGUGUUGAGAGACAUGGUCGUAGGAGGAAGCGGCGGGCCCUCGACUCAUACCGUCCUGGGAAAUGACCCUCAGACCAUGUGUGUUUUCUCUUCGCUUGUGGUUU